Messenger RNA from Zophobas morio, 4562 nucleotides. It is a transcript of the gene eag, whose product is annotated as potassium voltage-gated channel protein eag. Gene Ontology annotation, cellular component: plasma membrane. NCBI's taxonomy places the organism in Eukaryota, Metazoa, Arthropoda, Insecta, Coleoptera, Tenebrionidae. Bases 410 to 3583 code for a protein of 1057 amino acids. The transcript is spliced from 10 exons. Gene Ontology annotation, molecular function: voltage-gated potassium channel activity. Gene Ontology annotation, biological process: potassium ion transmembrane transport; regulation of membrane potential. The record is from RefSeq and is a predicted model, not a curated record.
AUGACAUUCGUCUAGCGCAGUGUUUAUACAAUCGCCAGUACAAUGAAACGUAAAAUCGUCAACACGGACGUAAACUAAAUAAAUAAACCGUCGCCGCAAUGCCCUGAUUGACUCUCCCGGAAGACCUUCCCCGAUUCUUGGAGUCUCCUGUAAUGGAAGCAUGUGUGACGACAAUGUCGGUGCGGGCGGCACAGUGUUCGAAAAAUGCAUCCGUGAGAAAAUAAUGUGCUACAUACUAGUGCUAGCAACUCCUUCUGCAAUAUGGUGUGCAAGCUGCGGCAUCUAGACUCGGGCUAAAGUGCGCUGUUAUGGCUUCUUUUAGUUUGUUUAGAAGGGUGUAAGACUGACAGCAUGAUCGAAAUUACGAGAUGACGAACAUAGCUGAGGACGUUUGGUAGGAAGAGGAGACAUGCCGGGAGGGAGACGGGGCCUGGUGGCCCCUCAGAACACGUUUUUGGAAAAUAUUAUCAGGAGGUCCAAUUCGCAACCCGACAGCAGUUUCCUUCUGGCGAACGCCCAGAUCGUCGACUACCCGAUAGUUUAUUGCAACGAGUCUUUCUGCAAGAUUUCCGGCUACAACAGGGCGGAAGUAAUGCAAAAAUCCUGCAGGUGUGCCUUUAUGUUCGGCGAACUUACCGAUAAGGAGACAAUCAGUAGAGUAGACCAUGUCCUCGAGCAUCAGUUGCACGACCAGUUUGAGAUUCUCCUUUACAAGAAAAAUAAAACACCACUAUGGCUACUCCUGCAGAUUUCGCCCAUAAAGAACGAGCGCGACUUGGUAGUCCUCUUUCUAUUGACUUUUCGGGACAUAACAGCGCUGAAACAACCCAUAGAAACCGACGAUGCGAAAGGAGGUCUGUCAAAAUUCGCCAAGUUGGCACGCUCGGUGACCCGCAGUCGCUCGGUCCUGGUGUCGCAGUUCUCUUCCCAUCUGCCGAACCUGAAAGACACCACGAAGCAGUCGCAUCUGGCGCAAAUGAUGAGUUUAAGCGCAGACAUCAUGCCCCAGUACCGCCAGGAAGCCCCCAAGACGCCGCCGCAUAUCUUGCUUCACUACUGCGCCUUCAAAGCCAUCUGGGACUGGAUCAUCCUGUGUCUCACGUUCUACACAGCGAUUAUGGUCCCGUACAACGUGGCUUUCAAGAACAAGACCUCCGAAGACGUGUCGCUGCUUGUUGUUGAUUCGAUUGUUGAUGUUAUUUUCUUUAUUGAUAUUGUUUUGAAUUUUCAUACGACUUUCGUGGGGCCGGGGGGCGAAGUGGUGUCCGACCCGAAGGUGAUCCGGAUGAACUACCUCAAGAGUUGGUUCAUCAUCGACUUGUUGAGCUGCUUGCCUUAUGAUGUCUUCAAUGCCUUUGAUCACGACGAAGACGGAAUCGGUAGUCUAUUCAGCGCCCUGAAAGUCGUGCGCCUGCUCCGCUUGGGCCGCGUCGUCCGCAAGCUCGACAGGUACUUGGAGUACGGGGCGGCCAUGCUGAUCCUGCUCCUGUGCUUCUACAUGCUCGUCGCCCAUUGGCUGGCGUGCAUUUGGUACUCCAUCGGGCGUUCCGACGCCGAUAACGGCGUCCAAUACAGCUGGCUCUGGAAGCUCGCCAAUAUCACCCAAAGCCCGUACUCGUACGUCUGGCCAAAUGACACCAACACGCCAGAACUGAUAAACGGCCCUUCACGCAAAACCAUGUACGUAACGGCUUUGUACUUUACCAUGACCUGCAUGACGUCGGUGGGAUUUGGAAAUGUGGCCGCCGAAACUGACAACGAACGAAUUUUCACGAUUUGCAUGAUGAUCAUCGCUGCUCUUUUGUAUGCGACGAUCUUCGGCCACGUAACGACAAUAAUCCAGCAAAUGACUUCGGCCACCGCCAAAUACCACGACAUGCUGAACAACGUAAGAGAGUUCAUGAAACUUCACGAAGUCCCCAAAGCCCUGUCUGAACGUGUAAUGGAUUACGUGGUGUCGACCUGGGCCAUGACCAAGGGACUAGACCAAGACAAGGUUCUGAAUUUUUGUCCGAAAGACAUGAAGGCUGAUAUUUGCGUCCAUUUAAAUCGAAAAGUGUUCAAUGAGCAUCCCGCUUUCCGGCUGGCUUCCGACGGCUGCUUGAGAGCUCUGGCGAUGCACUUUACCAUGUCCCAUUCGGCUCCGGGAGACCUCCUCUACCACACCGGCGAAUCCAUCGACUCGCUGUGCUUCAUCGUCACGGGGUCUCUGGAGGUGAUCCAGGACGACGAGGUGGUGGCAAUCCUGGGCAAGGGCGACGUCUUCGGCGACUCCUUCUGGAAGGACAACGCCGUGGGCCAAUCCGCCGCCAACGUGCGCGCCCUCACCUACUGCGACCUGCACACCAUCAAGCGCGACAAGCUCCUCGAAGUCCUCGACUUCUACCAAGCCUUCGCCAACAGCUUCGCCCGCAACCUCAUCCUCACCUACAACCUGCGCCACCGCCUCAUCUUCCGCAAGGUCGCCGACGUGAAGCGCGAGAAGGAGCUCGCCGAGCGGCGCAAGAACGAGCCCCAGCUCGACCAGAACCAGGACCACCUCGUGCGCAAGAUCUUCUCGAAGUUCCGGCGCGACCGCACGCAGCCGCCGGCGCCCACGUCACAGCAGUCCUCCGACGUGGAGAAGGGCGAGGAGAACGGCGACAAGCCCAUGGCGCGGGUGCUGUCCACCACCAAGCUGUCGUCGGUGGCGGAGAAGGACGACAGCGGCGGGGGCGGCGUCAAGACGACGGUGGCGCGGCCGAGCGCGGGCCGGGCCAGCAAGUGGGGGCGGCUGCUGGGCUCGGCGAGCCUGGACUCGGGCUCGGAGAGCUCCACGCAGGCGCAGCAGAGCUUCACGAGGAGUCUGAGCGCCAAGGACUCGGCGAAGGAGCGGCCGAGCUCGUCGUCGUCGGGGAGUUCGGGGAGCCAGCCGACGCCGGGAUCGGGGAACAAGGUGUUCCCGAAGCUGCAGAAGGUGUCGACGAACGCGGCGCCGGGGAUCACGAGGCAGGACACGAUCGAGGAGAUGGUGGAGGUGGAGCCGCCGCACUCGAGGAAUCUGAGUCUGAGGAAGAUGCAGAGUUAUGAUUGCGGGUUGAGGGACCCGUCGACGGCGUCGAUGUACCAGACGCCCAUCCCGGACCCGAUCGCGCCGCCGGAGUACAAGGAGCUUAUGACUAAUCUUAUGGAUUUUAAAGUGGAUGUGAAGCUGGAGAUCCAGAGGCUCAAUCAAAAGAUGAACCGCAUGGAGGAGUUGCUCUCCGAGCUGGUGAAACGCAUAAGUCCGGAGAGCGGUUCCAGCUCGCCCCAGGGCGACUCCGAACCCAAACAAAAGUCUUCCAACACGGGCUCAAGUAUGGAGAGACCAACGGAAUUGCUGACGAAGCCCAGUACGUCGGAAGGUACGGGUUUAGGGCCUAUAAUUUUAAGGAAAAGACGGUCGAAAACUCGGAUGAAAGGGACAGCGCCGCAGAUACCUACACCGAGCAGUGGGAAAAUCACCUCACCGGAAAGUUCAGCUACUAGCCCUACAGAAACUAGCAAAAUGCUGGAUGAGCCAGUGCUCACGCCGUCCUCUCGAAAACCUAAGGACUUUCUCUAGAGAAUUUUUAGAUUUUCUUAGAAAGUCAUAGACGCCUGCCACUAAGGAUAGAUUGUUUCGUUUCGUUCACUCAGUUUCUCUGAUUUUCGAAAAGUUUCCAUUCGAUCAUAUUCUGCAUCACCAUCGUGUACAUAUAGUACCUAACAAUAAAAUAGCUUUAGACUAUAACGGCCAUUACUUUUGCAUCUAUCUAUAGAAUUACAAAUUUUGGCCACACAUGCCUUGUGCUCUACAAGUAAGAGCUUUUACAGUAGUUUGUAAAGUUCACGCUAUAGCAGCGCUCUAUCUAUAAACACCAAAAUAUUGCAAAAACUAACUGUGGAAUAUUUUCACUUGGGUUUAAAGCGACGGAAUUGUACAGUUUUUCGGUGCGAGGCGAAGUCGAGGCGGACGCCGAGACCGAGACCGCAUCUCCCUGUCUUUACAACGAAGUCUAUUUUCACUUUACUCAUUUAGCAAUACCGUUUUCUCCUCGACGAUACAAAUUAUAUUUAAGUUUAGUCAAAUGAAAGAUUCUACAUCACAGAUUUAUAUAUAUGACACUACGUUGAAUACUCAGAGUUAUAUUAUGUUAAAAAUAUCCACCUCAAAAAAUUGUAUAAAUCUACUAAAUCUGUAAGGAACAUUAGUCUUAUUUUAUAUAUAUAACGAGAUAUAUAAAAUUGUCCUGUCCCUUCAAGGUUGAUCACCUCAUUCAAAUAAAGUGUAUAUGUGUAUAUAAAAGAUAUAUACCUAUAUACCAAGACAUUGUGGGUCGGUUACUUUAAAGUCACGCCCUCAACAGCUAAAUAUAUCUCUAGAUCAUAAUGACCUGUGACUUUCAAAGUAACAGAUUCAGUUGAGAUACAAAGCACUGAUUUUGCUCAUUCUAUGCUCUCAUUUUAAGUUGUUGAGUUGCUUUCGAGCGUAUUUCAACAAGAACAUUACUAUAACAAAUUUGUAUUCUAAUGUUGGAGCAAUAAAUAUUUAAAAACAUGAA